UAUUAUAUAAUAAGAAUAAUAUUCAUGAAUUGGAAAACACUGUAAAAUUAUAUCAGUUAACUACUUCACUUAUCAUUUAGCGUGAUGAAGUAAUGCAUAACUUAUAUUUAGCUGUCAACGAAAUUAACCCUAGAACUAGGAGUAUCCCUUUUAGUGCCCAAAUCCUAAAAUAGGACGCUGGACAGUUGUAUGAGGAUUUCCAGCGUCCUAUUUUUAGGUUGUUUUGUAUUUAAACGAUUACAAAUAUUUACAGUAUUUAAAAUAAACAUCAAUAGUGUUUUGGAAUCACAAUAAAAUAAUCUUCUGAACUUCUCAAGUGAUUAUAUUUUGAUUUUUCUAGGGAAAUAAUGGAAACUUCACAGUUUGAAUGUGCUGCUUCCUUGGAGUGUAUUCCACAAGAAGUUAUAGAAAUCAUCGCAGCUACUCUAUCUGUCGAAGAUUUGGUAGCUUGUUGUGGUAUCAGUCGCAGAAUAAGAGAAGUGUUUGGUAGUGACAACCUAUGGAAAAAACACUGUGACCCAGAACUGGCAGAGUAUUUAAGGACCACCCCUUGCAGUGUAGAGCCACCAUUUGUCAGCCCAGAGACUGAGGACUGCACACUAAGUCCUAUCGGAUGCUGGAGGUUAGCUUUCAUGAGAGAGAACCACCUUUGGAACAACUGGAGACAAGGAAAGUACAAGAAAGAAAAGAUGCAGAUGUUGUCUGGAUUGAAAAAUGUCCCCACAACUUUCCCCAUAAGGCGGUUUAUAACAAAUGAUUCUGUUCUUUCCCUUUCUUCAGAUGUUUUGGAAAUCUUUGAUGUAAAAGAAUUCCCUUUUAAAGAAGUGGUUCAACCAAUAUCUCUCCCAGUUAAUGCAUCAUCAUGUGGAUGGAAAAUAGAAGUAAUGGACAAUAAAAUAGUAGCGAUCGCCUUAUCCAAUGUUCAAAUCUAUGAUUUAGACUACACCACGGGACUUCAUUCUCUUGAACAUACGUUUUUCUUUGAGGAAUCAGAAAAACUGAACAUUAAAGAUGUCACUGUAUUGAAAAGAGAAUUUGAAGCAAGGCAUAUAAUGCCAUUGUUUAGAGGAUUUCGAAUUGUUGAGGGAAAAUUCUUUGUUGGAGCACUGCUUAGGGAAUCAACAUUGCAUAUAUGGAAUUUAGAAACAGGGAUAAAGUUAAAAGUAGAGGAUUGUCCAACACUACAUGUCACCGAUAGUGUUAAGGGUUCUGGUACAAACAAUUUGAUCAUGUCAAUUAGAAGGUCAGAUACAGACUCAACUACCUUUGUAGCUUACAGUUUAACUAGCUUAUCUUUUCUUCCAUUCAGAAUUGUAAAAGAAGGUCUAUUUCAAUUUGUCGUUCACAAGGAACACAUUGGAAUACACAGUUAUGAUUUCAUUGAGGUCUAUGAUUACCUAACCUCAGUGUUACUUAUCAGUUAUCCCACUAAUGAUAUUCAAUUUCAGAACCAUGCAAUCCAUCCUCAAUUUCUUGGUGAUAACCUCCUCUUUGUUAGUGACACAGUUUUGAAACUGUUUAACCCUGUGACCAAAUCUGUUCAUCCAUGUUUGGAAGGCAUUAAAUGGUUUAGAGCUAUUUCAAAGAAGUUUGUCCAGGUCAUCAUCCAUAAUGGAGGUCUUAAAAUAUAUGAAAUCAAUUUUCAGAAUCACGUAUUUAGAAUUAGAGAUUUAAAGUCUUUAGGAGAAAGUUUUACCUAUCUUGCUGACUUCCAAAAUGCUGGGUUAUGUAUUAAUCAGUCAUCAACAAGAUAUUAUUUACAAGUACACAGAAUAAUGGGCAUAAUACUCAAUUUUUGGUGAGUAGAUGUACAUGAUUUCUAUAUUGUUUGAUAUUUUAUUUUUAGACAUGAUUAAUUCUGUAGCUAAAAACUAAUAGCAAAGCAACUAUCAAUCAACUAAUCAAAAAUUAUUUACAUAACUAUCACUCAUUUAUGGCGAAAAUAGAAAAUAGCAUAUACAUAUAGAUGUGCAACCACUCAGAAUGACUAUGAGCUUUUAUUUUAUAACAAAUUGCAAUACAUUAUUAGCUGCAAAAUGCGCACACAGGAUUUGUCUGUAGAUUUUCUAAAAAUAAGCAUAAUUUUGCAUUAUGCAACAAAAUAAUAAAUAGCAGAAUUUUCCUUAAAUUGCUAUGAAAUGGAUUUUUCUACAGCCAAGAGGAAAAAUUAAUAAUUUUUCACAUGUUAACUCAACAUGAUUUAACAGACAAGAAAUCCAAAAUUGUAUUAACUAAGAAAUAAAUAACAUUUCAGUAGAUGUACCACAACUGGUAUUAUAAACCACUCAAUAACAACAAUAAUAUAUCUAAUAGAUAUUUAUUAAUACUGUAACAAAAACAUAUAUGCAAAAUAUUAGUAGUAAACGUAUCAAAGAAAUAAAUAACUGCACAAUUAAAUGUGUUGCUAAAAUUUCUUUCUAUAAGGCAUUGCUAUAAUAUAUCAGUAAUAUUAAUACUAAUAUUUUUAAAACUCUGAAACUUUACGAUUUUGUACCUAAUUUUAAUGAAGAAAUGUUGAUUUAAAUUUGUUGAAUUCCAUAGGCACCAUAUUUGUAUUACACUUUGUGUACUCAUUUCAAAAUGGUAAAGUUGAAAAUGUUCAAAUUUAAAUCUCUUUAGACGGAUAAAAAUAUAAAUAUUGGUAUUUAAUAAUAUAUAUACAUAUAUAUAUUUUACAAAAAAAUUAUACAUUUAAAACAUUGAAAUUAGAUCAUUAUUAAAGGAGAUAUGAGCUAUUAACUAACAAUUGUCACAUUGACAAGAAGAAUGCUGGUGCAAAUACUUGAGUUUAGCUUAUUUAAAUGUGUAAGUAAACAUACAAAUGUUCAUAAUAUGCCAUCAUAUCUUUUUCUUGUAUCAUUUAUCUCCCUCAAUAAAAUUCUGAUUUAUUGUUUUUGGUAUCAAUGGUUUUUUCAUAAAGUAUUUCAUAUUUUUUGAUUAUAACUAGUUUUGAUUAGUUUCAUUACAAUGUAAAUUAUGUAAAUUAUAUUACCUACAACAAUGAGUUAACAAAGUUUGGUUGUAUCUUAUUCAAGACAUAACAUUUCAUUAGUAAAAAGUAUGUAAUGGCAGGUAACAGCUAGUCUGAACAAAACUUUAAAAUGUUGCUGUUUUGAAUUAUUAAAAAACAAAAAAAUGAAAAUAGUUUCCUUGAUAUCUGGACUUCAGUAUUUUAGUGGCUGCCAUUUUCAAAUAGAAGAAGAUAAUUUUACAAAGUUUUAGUAUAGUAUCAGCAGUCUUCAAUAAUAUAAUAGAUAUCUAACCAAAAAAAAACAAUGUAAAAAAUAUUUUGUUAUGUUCACUCACUUUAUAAACCAACAAUAAUAUAACAUGUAAAAAAGUCAAUAAUGAUAACAAAUCAAAUUACAAAAUGAUAAAUUAAUAUAGUAUUAUUAUUGGAAAUCUACAUCUGUCAUACAGUCUAAUCAGGGUCUCCUCCACUUCAGUAAUUUAGCGUGGGAUGUUAUAUUUACAAUAGUAGUUGAUCCAGUUUCACUUAACAUUCAAAAAUGUUCUACUAUACACUUAUUUAUUGAUUGUUGACAAUGGUUUGAAUACCUCAUUGUGUACUCUGCAGUAGCUGUAGAUGCUUCACCAUUGUUAAUUCUAUAAACAAAAAUAGGGGACAUUUUCUGCUAAUCUAGGAUGGCUUAGAUUUCUUCUUCAGAUGGUGUACUGGAAGAUUUUAUAAUUUACUAUUUCUGGUAUCGUAAUGGUGGAUAUUCCUGUUUCUUAGCAGAUCUUCUCCAUCAGCAUAGGCUACAUUACAACUUCUAGGAUGCAUAAUUCUUUGUCAUACUUUUCAAAGAUUUGGAUGAAUCUGCAACUUUCCAGGUGGUGUAGCCUUUUUAGAACUCUGACAGAUUUUUUCUGGAUAAUCAGAACUCUUUUUAGAUUUGUUGCUGAUGUACUUCUCCAUGCAGCAAUGCUGUAUCUUAGAUGGAUUUCAAUAAAAGAGAAUUAGGCCAAUCUAGCUAUGUCACUGUUGCUGAGGGAUGCGAUUUGUUUUAUCAUAUACAGACUAGUAUUCAAUUUUUGUUAAGAGUAUCUGUGUGUGGUGUCUACAUCCUAUUAUUAUCUAUAGUCAGAUCCAGGAACUUAACUUGUAACUCCAUUUGUACAUCAUGAAUGAUUUGAACUUCAGAUACUUGUUUUCAAAAUGCUGUCCGACUGGUUUUAGUUGGAUUUGUGACCAGGUUGUUCCAUUGCAGUAUUGAUAACAUAAAAUGACAUUGGUAUGUCGUCUGAUGAUGGUCUGUUUAGUAGUAUAGUUAUAUCAUUGGCAUACAUUAUGGGGAGUCGUUAACAAAUAUAAUUAAGAAUGCUAGUCCAAGCAAAGAUCCUUGGGGCACCUUAGAACUGGGAGAAGUUUUGAUUGUAUUUCUUCGACCCUCCAUAUAGCUUUCAAGCCUCUCUCAUAUGUGCAAAUUUAUCUUGGGGAUAAGUUUAUGACUUUAGUCAAUUUAAAAAUAAGCAUUGUUGUACCAAAUAUUUGCUUAUACCAAAGCAAAUUCUAAUUAUUGAUUAUAGUACAGUAUGAUGUCAUUGGAUUACAUUAUUGACAAACUUGAUAAAUGUUUAAACCUACCUACUUUAUUGUAUUCCUAAAUAGUAAGGUUAUGUAGAACAUUGUACAUAUUUUAUUAAAUAUUAUGUACUAGUAUAAGGUUCAGUAUACAGGAAAUUUGGUAUUAAAAUUUUAAAACUGCAACACAAUAAUUUGAUUGGUCACACACAUAACCAUUGUUUGUGUUAUACUUAAUGACACUCACAGUAAUGUUAAGUCUUAGUACAGUAAAUUAAACAGUUUUUUAAAUAAAAAGUACAUUUCUAUAAAAUAUUAGACAGAUGGAAUAUAAAACAUUUUUGGACAUUUGUUCAAAAAACAUUUUCUUGUUUAAAUAUCCUGAACUGAUUUCUGAAAUAUUGGUCAAUCAUAAUGAGAUAGACACCCUGUAUAUUCAAAAUCGUUUAAAAGUAUGUCGGCAAAUUUCGUAAAUUAGUUAAAAAAUAUUAAAACUAGGAAAACGUUUUUAUAAAUAAAAGUUUUACAAUUUUAUAUUUUGUCUGUUUUUUACCUUAUAGAGGUUUUAUGUACAACUGUUAAACUUAUACAUAUGCUAUACAGGUACUAUAACUUAAAAUAUAAUAGAAAUUUUCACGUCAAGGUUCAAAAUGGUGAACAGUUAGAGACGUUAAUUUUAAAUUUCACCAAUACCUCAACCUGUAUAAAAGCUUUAUAUAUAUAUAAAUAUGCUAAAUUUUUACCAUAAGUGUUUUAAUACACAAAGUGUGGAACCAUACAAAAAAUAAAUAAAUAAUUUUGUUCCCAUUUUAUUCAGACCUGUUACACAGUUAUGCAUGAAAUUCUCAAUUACUAAAUUUAAAUUAGUGAAUAAAACAGGAUACCAAACAUCAUGAAGACAUUACAUUAAAUUCGUUAAAUGCACGAAAAUAAAGAAAUUAUAUAACAUCUUGAAUGUUAAAGUGAAUGUCUAUUAAUUUAGAAAAUAAUUUUUAUGAAUAUGGUUGAACUCGUAUUACAUACUUCCAAACCGCUUCCAUCACUAAAAAGCAUGUGUUCAUGACAUUUUUAGUUAGAAAACAACUAUAUCGUAAAAUGUAUAAAUGGAGAGAUAAAGAUAUAUCUAUCUGUGUACUGUAUCAAUACAUAUUUUUCUGAUUUGUAUACAUAAAUAUAUUUAAAAGCAGAAAAACAAUUGGAAUUAAUAAUAUUAUUUUCGAUAGUUAUGUUAUAGUACUUCUAGGAAAUUAAAGUUACCUCAGCUGAUUGCCAGAGGUUUUUUUAAAAGCUGUUCUUAUUUAUGUGUGCAUUUCUUAAAGUCUUUUUAAAGCUUGGAACACCCCCUAAUGUAUUAAAUAGCUCUUAAUUAAUUUAAAUUUACUUCAUCACACUGUGUUCUUUAUUAAAAAUCUGCUUUAAACAACA
Molecule: messenger RNA, 5950 nt
Organism: Homalodisca vitripennis (glassy-winged sharpshooter)
Lineage: Eukaryota; Metazoa; Arthropoda; Insecta; Hemiptera; Cicadellidae
Exons: 2
Coding region: 348-1802 (484 amino acids)
Molecular function (GO): protein binding
Source: RefSeq, a predicted model, not a curated record